UUCCAACACUUACGUUUCUUUUAACAAAAAAAAAAAAAAGUGUUGAGCACGAAGAAGUGAGAACCCUAAACCGCCGUAACCGUAACUGCACCUUGCUACUCCGGCCGCCUCAGACCCCAGCGUCCUGCCGGUCUGCUGGAGCUCGAUAUCUCAGUCUGUGCAUCUGCGCUUCGCAUCGUGCCGUUUGCAGUUUGUAAAGUUGAAAAAGAGAGGAAAAAAGAUAUGCAGAUUCGUGUGAAGUGCAAUUGUGAUGAAGGAAACUGCAAAGAAUGGGGUGUUAUUGAACUACAAGGAGUUGUUGAACCAAAACCUGGUUUUGAUGAAUCCCUCGCCGGCCUUCAAAUUGGCACUCUCUGUCGUCCUUCUUCUCAGGAAGUCUACACUUUAAUUAUUGGGUACCAUGAACUGACAGGGUCAAAGGUUCCCUUGAAGAAGCCAUUGUUGGUGCUUAAGAAAGUCAAGCAUAUGGAUGGAGAAAGUUGUGGUCAGGUGGAAUUACAGGUUGUUGGAAUCAUUAGACAUAAGAUUCUGUUCAAGACCAGACCAAAGGUCAUCAUUUCUAAACCACAGAUGACAUCUAGAGAAAAACAAAAGUCUAUCAUGUUAGACUCUGCUCCUUCAAAUCAAGCUGUGUGACAUUCACUGUCAUUCAAUGAUCUCAUGUUGGACCAGAAAUCUUGAGAAGUUCAAGGAGACACACAUGCCCCUUUUUUUCUACACUGCAAGCAAAAGUUAGGCAAUGUCUGUGUGUCAUUCAUACAUAUUUGUAAUCUUAGCAAUCACAUGUGGAGAACGAUUAAUGGCAAAAGUGGUUGUAAUUUGUGUCAUUAUCUUAAUAUCUGUUUUGGUGUAAAUGUGCAAAUAACAUGGAGUAUUAAGCUGUAUUAAACUAAUACUUAUCAGAAUUCCUAAUGCUAGUUGAAGAAGGAAAUUGUGUAGGGGGCUUGAUUUUCCUUAUA
Messenger RNA from Cicer arietinum (chickpea), 959 nucleotides. RefSeq lists its product as uncharacterized. Gene Ontology annotation, cellular component: Ctf18 RFC-like complex. The record is from RefSeq and is a predicted model, not a curated record. NCBI's taxonomy places the organism in Eukaryota, Viridiplantae, Streptophyta, Magnoliopsida, Fabales, Fabaceae. Gene Ontology annotation, biological process: mitotic sister chromatid cohesion.